Fusarium vanettenii 77-13-4 is the source of this 1812-nucleotide messenger RNA. RefSeq lists its product as uncharacterized. The transcript is spliced from 5 exons. The record is from RefSeq and is a predicted model, not a curated record. The coding region runs from base 1 to 1812 and encodes 603 amino acids. Lineage: Eukaryota; Fungi; Ascomycota; Sordariomycetes; Hypocreales; Nectriaceae.
AUGUCAUUACGGCACCAUCCCUUGGCAGCUGCAGUAGCAAGCUUACUAUUGGCCUCAUUACCAGCUUGUCAAGCCAGCAGCCCUUCAGCAAUCGUUAUCCCCCCUAGUCAGUACUUCGAGGGGAAUGAUGGCCCUUGGAGUAGUUUCAACGUGCGAGUCGGUACAACACCCCAAGAUGCCCGAGUUCUCGUGUCCACAGCCGCACCAGAGACGCUGGUGAUUCUUUCGGAAUAUGGCUGCUCAGAAAGGAUCUUUGACGAUGUCCCUACGAAUUGCGCUGUUUCGCGAGGCAACCUAUUCAACCCAAACGAGUCCUCGACAUGGCAUAAUCUUGGCGUCUUCGGUAUCAAUGAUGGAGAAGUCGGUCUAGGGGCAAAUCUGGGAUAUCAACAGCCGGCGCAAUUUGGCUUGGAUGUCCUUGGUAUCGGCCUUGUGGAUGGAAGUGGAGGGAUUACCUUGAAGAAUCAAACUGUUGGUGGUAUUGCUACGGCAUCUCCGUUCUACCUGGGAAUCUUUGGCAUCAACAACCAGCCGUUGAACUUCACAACCCUUGGCAACUUUUCUGCACCUUCGUUCAUUACCACACUCAAAGACCAAAAGCGCAUCCCAUCUCUCAGCUGGAGCUACACCGCAGGCGCAAUCUAUCGUCUGAAAAAGGUCUAUGGUCAAUUAAUCUUUUCCGGCUACGAUAUCUCUCGUUUCACCGAAAACGCCGUCACCUUCACCAUGGCUAACGACAUCACCCGUGAUCUUGUGGUAGCACUUCAAGCCAUUACCUACAGCGGCGCUGAUCAAGCCUCUCUGCUAUCUUCACCAAUCAAUAUUUACAUUGACUCGACUGAUCCGAACAUCUGGCUACCAAAAUCAGCUGUCGAAGCCUUUGAAACCGCAUUCGACCUCACCCUUGACGAAGACAGCAACCUAUACCUGAUAAAUGAUACACACCACAACUCGCUUCUCAAGUCGGACGCUGAGGUCUCCUUCCGCUUGUCAGAUGUUCUCGAUGGUGGCGAUACCGUUACAAUCACACUGCCUUACAAGGCGUUCGCGCUCCGAGCAGAAUAUCCAUUGGUUGAGAAGAGUAGCUAUUACUUCCCUCUCAAGCUGGCCGCCGACGAGUCACAGUACACACUUGGACGGACCUUCCUGCAAGAAGCCUAUUUAACGGCCGACUACGAACGACACGUUUUUAACGUAUCACAGUGCACUUGGGAUGGGGGAGCAGAGGAGAAUCUCGUCACCAUUCUUCCCAAGAGCUCCCAGUCUAGUUCGAAUUCUGAUGACGGAAAAGAUUCAGACCCGUCAGAUGACGAUAAAUCUCCCGACAACAUGGAACAGAAAUCAUUGAGUACUGGUGCAAUCGUCGGCAUUGUUAUUGGAGUCGUCGCUGCUAUCGCUGCCGUUGUAGCCUUCUUCAUAAUCCGGAGACGUCGGCAGCCCGCAAAGCAACCGCUACAUGGGCCAACGCGAAAUGAUGAGACUGAUACAAGCGCAGACUCUCCUGGGUUCGGCAAGAGCGAGUUGCAUGCGGAUGCCAUCGAACUCAGACCCCCUCCAGAACUAAUGGGCGACGUUAAUCACCUCCAUGAACUACAUUCUGAAUCAAAAGAUGCGGUAGGCCAGACGGGUAGAGGCUCUCCAUUAUAUGAGCUCGUGGGGAGCGAUGUGCCAAAGGUUCCGGCAGAGUAUAGUAAUCAGCCAUCUCCGGCUCCAUCAGUGGUCGAUGGUGUGGAAGGAGAAAACCGUUCAACUAGCCCUUUGACACAAGCCAGCUCAAAGAAGGGUGAUAAUCUUGAGGUUCCCAAGGCAUAA